CCGACGACAAGGACAAUCCGACCUCCAAGUCCGAGACGCGCGGCGGCUUUUCGAAGAAGCCCUGGAGACAAAGUUGAUCCUACUUACCCACAUGCUAUGAGAAUGGCCCAUACACCACCGUGACACCCAACAUGCCCCUGACCAGCGCAAUGAACAAUGGGGCGUCGUCGUCGAGGGCCGCGAACAGCCAUGGCAAUGGCAUCUACACCCAUGACGACGACGCCGACGAGCUGGACCUCAUUCUAGGCGAUGACCCACCUCAUAAGCGCACUGCCGGCAACGGCGAAGACGAAGACAACGACACCACCCUCCUCCGCGACGACCCCCUCCAACCCGACUUCUCCCCCCCCCUCACCUUCAAGCGCAAACGAACCCAACCCAGCCUCCUACCCAGUCCAGCCCGUCUCAUCACCUCCCUCUUCCACACACCCGCAUUCACCUCCCGAACAAGCCAUGACCUGCCCCGACCUCCCCCUGCCACCUCCAUGCCAACCCACCUCAACCUCAAACCGCUCCCCUCCAACCCCCGCGACACGGACGCCGACGACAACGCCCAACCCUCCCGCGAUUGGAACGCCGAAGGCCCCGGCCGCCGCGUGGGCUACGCAAACCUGACGGCGAUCGACUGGAUCUUCGAGUACACCAAGGAGCGCCAGCGGCAGCGCGCCCUGCGCGCCCGCACCCUCCAGUCGCCGCUGCCCCUGCUGGGCUACGUCCAGAGGCUGCUCGACGCCAGCCAGGUGUGGGUGGUGCUGAUCCUGACGGGGCUCGCGGUCGGGGUGCUCGCCGCGGGGAUCGAUGUCGCCACGGAUUGGCUUGGGGAUGUCAAGUAUGGGUUUUGCAGCAGUGGCGUGGAUGGGGGCAGGUUUUAUCUGGGGAGGAAUGCGUGUUGUUUGGGAUAUGAUGAGGGGGUUCAGUGUCGCGGGUGGAGGAGGUGGGGGGCGGUUGUUGGGGUUGGGGAGGGGGUGGGUCAGUGGGUGGUUGAGGGGGCCGUAUAUUUGGGUUUGGCUGUCACGUUUGCGCUUUUGGCGGCGGUGCUCGUCAAGGAGUAUGCGAUCUAUGCCAAGCAUAGCGGCAUACCAGAGCUCAAGACGGUGCUGGGCGGGUUUGUCAUCAGGCGGUUUCUGGGGGUGUGGACUUUGAUUACCAAGUCGUUGGGCUUGAUUCUGGCCGUGGCGUCCGGCAUGUGGUUGGGCAAGGAGGGCCCGUUGGUCCAUGUUGCCUGCUGCUGCGCCAAUUUGUUUACCAAGCUGUUUCCCAGCAUCAACAACAAUGAAGCGCGGAAGAGGGAGGUGCUCUCUGCGGCUGCCGCCUCUGGGAUAUCCGUCGCCUUUGGGUCGCCCAUUGGCGGCGUGCUCUUCUCGCUCGAGCAACUAUCCUACUACUUCCCCGACAAGACCAUGUGGCAGAGCUUUGUGUGCGCCAUGACAGCCGCCAUGGUGCUCCAAGCGUUUGACCCCUUCCGGUCGGGAAAGCUGGUCCUGUACCAGGUAACGUACAGCUCAAGCUGGCAUGGCUUCGAGCUCGUCCCCUUCGUUAUCUUGGGCAUCCUCGGUGGUAUCUACGGCGGCCUUUUUAUCAAAGCCAACAUGAAGGUCGCCCGGUGGAGGAAAUCUACUGCACGGUUGCCCGGCCCUGUGGCCCAGGUCGUCAUCGUGGCUUGCCUCACCGCCCUGGUCAAUUAUCCCAAUCGCUAUAUGCGGUCCCAAAACUCUGAUCUGGUAUCCAACCUCUUCGCCGAGUGCUCAAGACUGCUGGAUGACCAGUUCGGUCUGUGCAAAAACGGCGCCGAUUCGUCCGGGAACAUAGUCCUGCUCAUGGUAGCUGCCAUGCUGAGCUUUUGCCUCGCAGCCAUCACCUUUGGCCUGCAAAUUCCCGCUGGCAUCAUCCUGCCAUCCAUGGCCAUUGGAGCCCUCACAGGACGGGCAACCGGCAUCAUCAUGGAGAUGUGGCAGCACAACCACCCCAAAUUCAUCGCCUUCCACUCCUGCGAACCCGACAUUCCUUGCAUCACCCCCGGCACCUACGCCAUCAUCGGGGCCGCCGCCGCCCUGGCCGGUGUCACGCGCAUGACCGUCUCCAUCGUCGUCAUCAUGUUCGAGCUGACGGGCGCCCUAACCUACGUCCUGCCCAUCAUGAUAGCCGUCAUGAUCUCCAAAUGGGUUGGCGACGCCUUCUCCCGGCGCGGCAUCUACGAGUCCUGGAUCCACUUCAACGAGUACCCCUUCCUCGACAACUCGGAAGAAACAACCCCAAUCCCAGACAUCCCCGCAGCCCAGAUCAUGACGCGCAUCGAGGACCUUGUCGUGCUGACCGCGGCGGGGCACACCAUCGCCUCGCUGUCUUCCAUCCUCGAGUCGCACCCUUACCGCGGCUUCCCCGUCGUCUCGGACCCGCGUGACGCCAUCCUACUGGGGUACAUCUCCCGCGCCGAGUUGGCCUACACCCUGUACGCGGCCACGCAGCCGCCGCGCUCCCUGCCGCCCGAGACCGAGGCCUACUUCGCGCACCAGCCGCUCGCCGACCCGCGCACGACACUGGACCUAAGGCCGUGGAUGGACCAGACCCCGCUCACGCUGCCCAGCAGGUGCCGGAUGCACUUGGCCGUCACGUAUUUCCAGAAGCUCGGGCUGCGCUAUGUGCUGUUUGUGGAUCGCGGGGUGCUGCAGGGGUUGCUGACUAAGAAGGAUGUGUGGUAUGUGCUGAACGGGGCGGAGGAGACAAGACGGACGAGCGGCAUGGCGGGUGGAGGGGUUAGGGGAGGGAUGGCAGAUGCUGGGGGUAUGCAGACAGGCAUGGCCAGAGAGGCAGGGGAGGGGGAGAGCGCCGGCUUGCUGAGGGCUGUUGGGUUGGCGGACGAGGCGGAGAUGGUCAGUCCUGUCGUCGAUCGGGGAAGUAUAUUAUAGAGAUGGCUGUGGAGCUGUGCCGUUGUGUAUAUACAGGUCUGUAGCAAUCCUUAAGCAGGAGUCUUCGUGUAC
This is a messenger RNA of Parathielavia appendiculata, 2978 nucleotides long. RefSeq lists its product as uncharacterized. Gene Ontology annotation, molecular function: voltage-gated chloride channel activity. Bases 132 to 2906 code for a protein of 924 amino acids. Gene Ontology annotation, biological process: transmembrane transport; chloride transport. Lineage: Eukaryota; Fungi; Ascomycota; Sordariomycetes; Sordariales; Chaetomiaceae. Gene Ontology annotation, cellular component: plasma membrane; early endosome; Golgi apparatus. The transcript has 5 exons. The record is from RefSeq and is a predicted model, not a curated record.